AGCAGUCGUAGUGAUUCAGUCGCAGCAGCGUGGGUCAACUCGCCGACCAGGGGAUUGAACUUGAUGACGCCUACCACUGUCUCCGAGCAUCGUUGCCAUGAGCGGUGGACCACAAUCGCCCUCGCCGGCUAGGAGGACCAGAGCUGCUGCACAGUCUUCUCCGCUCGAGUGCGAGUCUGCUCGCGAACCCGCUCGAUCGACGGUCUGUUCGAGCGUCGUCGCUCUGAGUAGUCGGCCGAAAUCACCUACGUCUGUUGGAAGGACCAAAGAUGCCCUGGAGCACGAAAUCGCCCCAGAAUUUGCUCCUCUGGCGGGUUCUACGAGCAUGUUCGCUCCUACGAAAGUGCGCAACCGUGGUAAAGACGAUCUUGCGAGAUACGCCGAACCUCUGCAACCCAAUGGUCUCCUCCCUACGUUCAACGCCAGUCCAGCUUCAUCCCCAUCGAAAGGUGCUUCGGACUCACACAACGGCAGACUAGCAUUAGCUAGCGGCAGUACAUCUUCCCCUACGAGUUUGGGUAAACGACAUCCGAGCGUUGAACCCAUUGAACCCCAAAGGUUCAGACCACGACCAAAGACGAAUGUGCGCAGCCGACCUCUGAUUGAAUUUGAGCUCGAUCCGGUGAUGCAAUGGUCCCUGGCGGUCCCUCCCGUCGAACCCGUCACGGUCUCGCCCUCCGUGACGCCCGAGCCGCCUGUCGAUAGAUGGAGCGGAGGGAGAACACUUCGAGGGAAACAAACGGUACGAGAACGAGAUGACGAAGAUGCCCCGGUUCAAACGAAGCGACCUGCACCGAAGAAGCGUAAAGUACAACCACCCGUAGCUGCCCCAGCGCCUGCAGCGAUGGUACAACCGGUCGUCUUCCCCGCGGUCGACGAGUUCCCCAUGUCUCUGCCUUCGACUUCGAGGAUGAGGGAGAGACAGGCAGAGAAGGAGCGUUGUGAUGCGAUGAUCACUCCGGAAGCGAGGGCGUUAUUAAAUGGGUAUGGGAUGGAAACGCAGAUGGAUCCGGGGAUGGCGCACGAGGAGGUGGUGGAUAUGGAACCCGCAGAGAAACCGCAACUACAACUCGAAGGCGCAAAGGCUAUGGCAUAUUGCAGAAAAUUCAUCAGCAAGAAUGAAAAGUGCUCACACUGCAGGGAGCCUCUACCCGACAGCCCUACAGCGUUCCUGAUCGAUUUCGGUGCCAAAAUAGCCGAAGCGAAGCGAAAGGCUGGGUCUGAUCUUCAGUGGGACCAGUAUAUCGACUAUUGCGCCAGACAUCAAGCGGAGACCGUCGUAUUCCCUCUCGGCCUGCUUGCCGGAUACCCCGCUACGGUCGACUUCCGGUCUCUACAUGACCGCGUCCUCGAAGAUAGUAUUGUCAAGGCCAUCUUGACCAUCAUGGACCAUCCUCGAGACCAUCCCAGCUUUAUGCAAUGUGAAAGAGAGAUCAAGAGGGACCCGCGAUGGGCUUCUUCCAGGUCGCCUCAAAAGUCCUUGACAAAGUUGCCUGGAUACUACGGACCACGCGGUACACGGGCCAUAUCCAUCGCUCUCGACAAGCACACGCAGAGCCGGGCGAUCCUUCCGCCGCCUGACCAUAUCUCACCGCUUUCCCGCGAUGACUGGUUUGAACACGUCAUGGUCCCCGAAGUCGGACGCUUGCUGAUCGAACAAGACAUGUACGGCGGCAAACCGACGGCUUGGCAUGUCGAUCAACCGGUCUCGAAAGAGGUAGAGGAUCGACGGGAGAUGUCCUGGAAAGUCCUCGUGGAGAGCAGGACGUACGGAAGCUUGCGAUUUGGGGAGAAUGGGGAUUUCGAUAAAAGUGACCUGAAGUGGGCAGAGGAAAAUAGACGAGCGAUGAUGAAGCAGAAACCAACACGAUCGAUAGAGCACGUAGAUUUGACUUGAUUCUUUACGGCACGACAUGCGACGACGACACAAUAGCUAAUGAUACAUUUACGAGAUACAAUACGACAGUUCUGUAAUUAACUUUGGAUUAUUUAUGUAGCGGGGUUUCCGAUGUCAUCGAGUAGUCGAGAAGCGGGGUAUUAAAUCGCGAUCGACUACCACUCGAAUUCACUGCGAUCAA
Messenger RNA from Filobasidium floriforme, 2078 nucleotides. RefSeq lists its product as uncharacterized. NCBI's taxonomy places the organism in Eukaryota, Fungi, Basidiomycota, Tremellomycetes, Filobasidiales, Filobasidiaceae. The record is from RefSeq and is a predicted model, not a curated record. Bases 98 to 1897 code for a protein of 599 amino acids. The transcript has 4 exons.